Messenger RNA from Closterium sp. Yama58-4, 564 nucleotides. NCBI's taxonomy places the organism in Eukaryota, Viridiplantae, Streptophyta, Zygnematophyceae, Desmidiales, Closteriaceae. The record is from the annotation of a GenBank genome assembly.
AUGCUCGCUGAUUCGCCCCGCUGCUGCUUCUGGAUUGCCGAAUGUUCGUGCGCGCAUGGGGUCCUUUGCGCGCCCUUUUCUUCCUCCGCUUGGUUCCUGCGGACCCUGGCGCGCGCAACCCCCAAGCGAACCAGCCUCCCCGCUUCCUCACAACUCCCUUCCCCCCCCCUCGAGCGCCCCAAUUUCCAAUGCGCUUCCGCUAUUUGCACGAACCAAGUGGGUAACCGUAUUUUAUUCUCUUAUUCCCCUUUUCCCGCGUUUCACGCAGCCACCAUAGCCACGGCCGCUAGCAUCGGUGCAGCAGCCACUGCCCGUAGUACGGCGAUGGAGGAGGAGGAGGAGGAAGUGGCGGUGCCCGGGUAUGUGCGCGAUGUCGACGAGCUGUUGUGCGACUAUGUGAAUCGCACCGAUCCGUCGCUGGCGGCGUUUAAAUCCGUAUGGCGGGCGCGCCGCUUCUCCUUCGUCCACGACGCGUGCCCUAAAGACAUCGACCCGCGCCGCUUCCUGCAGCUGCUCUACGGAACCGCUUUGGGUGAGACGAAGGACUCUCUCUCUCUCUCAUGA